Molecule: messenger RNA, 363 nt
Organism: Anopheles moucheti
Lineage: Eukaryota; Metazoa; Arthropoda; Insecta; Diptera; Culicidae
Product: cuticle protein 19-like
Exons: 2
Coding region: 1-363 (120 amino acids)
Cellular component (GO): extracellular matrix
Source: RefSeq, a predicted model, not a curated record
AUGUUCAAAGUAAGUAUCUUCGCUAUCGUCGCCUGUCUGGCCGUGGUUGCUUCCGCCCAGUACUACGGAGGAGAGCACGGUCUCAGUGGAUACGCUCAUCAUCAUGAGGAGCCCAAGGACUACUACGCAUACCCGAAGUACAAGUUCGAGUAUGGAGUGAAGGAUCCCCACACCGGUGACCACAAGAGCCAGUGGGAAGUGCGUGAUGGUGAUGUCGUCAAGGGACAGUACUCGCUGCACGAAGCCGACGGUACCGAGCGUGUGGUCGAGUACAAGUCCGACAAGCACAGCGGUUUCGAAGCCGUUGUCAAGAAGGUUGGCCAUGCCCAUCACCCGCAGGUGUACGGUGGACAUCACUACUAG